GGACUUUGACCACCUAUAAAGCUUAGCAAUGGAAAAUAAGGAAGCCUUCAAGGAGGAAGCAUUCUUGGAGACCACUGAAGAAGGAGAGGCUCUUGACCAAACCAUGUUCCCUGCGAUGGAGACCUUUGAAAUCCAUGAUUCAAAGCCCAAGAAGAGAAAUGGGGUGAACUGCUUCAUGGCUAUAGUGAUCACCUACCUGAUUCUGCUCACAGCAGGCGCUGCACUGCUGGUGGUCCAAGUUCUGAAUCUGCAGGAGCGGCUCUGGGCCCUGGAGAUGUACUUUCCCAAUAGCACGCUGGCUGCUGAGGACAGACCAACCUUCUCCUUGCUGCAGUUGGUAUACCCCAAAACACACCUGGCUCAGAGUGCAUCAGAACUGCAAGUCCUGCAGGCCCAGAUGGCCCAGGUUCGUGGCAGCCAGGAGCAGCUUCUUCAGAGGGUAGACAACUUCACUCGGAACCCAGAGCUGUUCGGGAUUAAAGGUGAACAAGGAGCCCCAGGUCAAAAGGGAGCCCCAGGUGUGCCCGGCUUGCCCGGCCCGCCAGGGCCACAAGCCGAAAAGGGAGCCAAGGGGGCCCCAGGACAUGAUGGAACCCCAGGUCUCCCGGGACCCCAAGGCCCAGCAGGCAUCAAGGGAGAGGCAGGCCUCCAAGGACCCAAGGGCGCACCUGGAGAGCAAGGAGCCACUGGCUCCCCGGGACCCCGAGGAGAAAAGGGCAGCAAAGGCAACGAGGGUCUCCUGGGCCCCAAGGGGGACACCGGUGCUAAGGGCGACAAAGGCGACCUGGGCCUACCAGGAAGCAAAGGGGACAUGGGCAUGAAGGGAGAUGCAGGGGUCAUGGGACCCCCUGGAGCCCAGGGAAGUAAAGGUGACUCUGGGAAGCCAGGCCCACCAGGUUCAGCUGGAGUUCCUGGAGCCAAAGGUGAUCAAGGACAACCCGGAGUGCCAGGUGUUCCAGGCCAUCCUGGUGCAGCAGGACCAUAUGGUGCCAAGGGUGAGCCUGGCAGGACUGGCUUGCCUGGAAUAACAGGACCACCAGGAAGUCCUGGGAGACCAGGGAACGAGGGUGCGAAAGGAAGCAAGGGAGACACAGGAAUUCAAGGACAGAAAGGGACAAAAGGAGAAUCAGGAUUGCCAGGCCCUGCUGGCAUAAAAGGAGAAAUGGGAAGAACUGGGUCACCAGGCCCUAUGGGAGCACCUGGACCAGCUGGCCUGAAGGGGAACCCAGGACAGAAAGGGUCUUCUGGGCAGCAAGGAGAAAAGGGAGAAAAAGGUCAAAAAGGCACGUCCUUCACGUAUGCCAGAAUCAUCGGCAGCAGUAAUCGUGGUCGGGCUGAAGUUUACUAUAAGGAUGUCUGGGGGACAAUUUGUGAUGACUCUUGGGAAGACUCUGAUGCCACUGUCUUCUGCCGCAUGCUGGGUUACUCCAGGGGAAAGGCCAUCGGCAGUUACGGGGGUGGAACUGGGACAAUCUGGCUGGAUGAUGUCGCCUGCACAGGCCAAGAAACGACCCUGUGGAACUGCAGGAAGAGCGACUGGGGCUCUCACAACUGCCAGCACAGCGAGGACGCAGGCGUGGAGUGCAGCUGAUUGAAGCCCUGAGCUCCCGGCUCUGUCCCCAAAGUGUCUUUGGGCUCACACACAUGUGGACAGGAGCAAGCUCUCCAAUGGUUCCCUGGGAUUGGUUGGGGAGGGAUCAUGAAUAAAGCCCCAGGCGUGACCUGGCAAUGCCAUGGGCGGUGGAUGUACACCAGAGGUAGCAACGCCCACCCCUUACUGAUAUGCCCGCUCGACACACGCACCGUUUCUUUGAAUUCUCACAGGCCCACGCACCCAGGGACGGCUUCACCUGAUACACCAGGGGCAGGGUAGGAGCGGAUGGUGCCUUUCGAAAGGUCACCUGCUGUCCACCUUGGUCCUGACCAUCCCUUCAACUAUGGGCAUCUCUGAGGGCUCCCUCCCCUCACACUGGGGCCUCUCACCCUGUCUUUGUCUAUGCAGCAAAUGAGAGGCUGGCUGGCAGUUGGCACCAGGUGGCACGAUAAAUAUGAACUGUACUUUUCAGCCAGAAGAUUAGUUCUCAUUAGGAUGGGAGCUCCAUAUAUGCAGGGACUUCUGUCUGUUUAAUCAACCCCAGCAGGGACUCUGAAAAUAUUUAUUGAAUAAAUGAUUAAAUUAAACCACGUAGGUAAGGAACUCAUCCCGAGGGCCUGGCACCCUGCCCCUGCAGCAGUCACCCCCAGGAUGUGUACGGCAUCUCAGGGUCGCUGUCUUUUUCGCUGGGUGUUGUCAAUGGUCUAUCUGAAUGUGGAACCUGGGACAGUGAACUGCAUGCGUCACAUGACCCCACAGUCACCAUUACCUCUUUUUUUUCAGUUGUCGAUGGACACAAUACCUUCAUUUUAUUUAUUUUUUGUGUGGUGCUGAGAAUGGAACCAGUGUCCCACACGUGUAGGCAAGUGCUCCACCACUGAGCCACAAUCCAACCCAUCAUCAUCUCCUAACCAGUGAGGAGGUUCAGCCUCGGAACAUCAAGAACUUUGCCCAAAGUCAAUUGCAAAUGGCAGAGCCAAGUUAGAAGACAGGAAAGGAUGAGAGAUGAAGUGACCUAAGUUUAUGGCAACCGCUUAGCACUCCAGGCAGAGGGUGGAAAAGUCUACCCUGCAGGAACAAGCUGGGCUCCUCCCUGUGAGACUUCAUCCAGCCCCCAGGACCCAAUGGCAUUUCCAGAGUUCAGCAACAUUGCUAAAGUGGCAGGGGACAGGGAACACUUUGGCCCUUGAUUGGGUAGGGCUGCCUUAACCAGCAGAAACCUCAAUAAUGGAGCACUUUGGGGGGACACAUGGAAUGGGGGAUUGAUAAGUCAGAGAGGAAGACAAACAUUUUAAGCCAUUUUGAGGGUCCCUGAAUUUGUUGCAUAUUUUGCAAAUGUGUAACUAAUUGGGUUUAUUAGCACCCACCACCCCUUAAAACCUGUUCUAGAAACUUUUUGUCCAAGGGAAGGAAAAGGCAGGCACUGCCUGAUCUAACAGCAUCCACACCAGCCAAACCUCCAAACUGACUUCCCGAGCCCCUUCAGAAAGAGAGCCAGAGAAAGAGUUGAAAGUGGAAACAGCCUCCCAAGGUUUUGCAUUUAGCUCAUCAAAAGCUGUGCCUGGAGACUUGAUCCUGGCUGUUUAAGUAAAGGAGGUCUGAGCUGAGCAAGCAAGAAGGGCCUGGGAAGUGGGGGGAACUCCUCACCCCCAACAGUGGAUGAUGGGAAGUGGGAGUGAAGAGGCAGAAUAGAAGGAGGGUCUCUCCUGCGGGCUCAGGCCCAGCUCCCCAACCCUCAUUUCCUAUCCCAGGAUCUGCCUCCUCCAAGAAUGAUGGACAGGGGUGAGGGAUUGGUUCCUGCCUGGGAAAACCCCUCCCUCCAUUCCUAGGAAUACUAACUUGACCUUUGACCCUGACAAGGAACCAACCUCCUGAUUCUGCCAUUUGUGCACCCUGGGGGGCUCAUUCAUGCCACCCCACUCCAGCCCUCACCACACUGAGCACCAAGCUCCCUAAUUCUGCCUCUCUAAUAUUUCUCCCCUUUACCUAAUUCUUUCUCUCUUUGCUGCCAAGAUGGCCUAGGACACAGCAUCAUGGCCUGGGUGCUCUGAACAUCUAACUAGUCUCCCUCCUCCACGCUCCACCAACUGUUGAGUCUUCAUACAGAUGCAUGAGAGAUCUUUAAAUUAUUAAGGCGCCCUGUCUAAAACCUUCCAUGGCUCCCCAUUCCCUUAGGUGUGGGCCAGACUUAGCACCAUGGCUCACGAGGAGGUACUCCUGACCAUCUAGCUCACCCAGGGCUCCAGUAGGCAGAAACGUUUCCUUUCCUGUUACAUCCAACACCUUUGUUCACUCGCUUUUCUUAUGCA
This is a messenger RNA of Sciurus carolinensis (gray squirrel), 3903 nucleotides long. It is a transcript of the gene Marco, whose product is annotated as macrophage receptor with collagenous structure. Lineage: Eukaryota; Metazoa; Chordata; Mammalia; Rodentia; Sciuridae. The record is from RefSeq and is a predicted model, not a curated record. Bases 29 to 1591 code for a protein of 520 amino acids. The transcript has 17 exons. Gene Ontology annotation, cellular component: membrane.